Molecule: messenger RNA, 396 nt
Organism: Adineta steineri
Lineage: Eukaryota; Metazoa; Rotifera; Eurotatoria; Adinetida; Adinetidae
Source: the annotation of a GenBank genome assembly
AUGUUUCAAUCGCGUUCUUUGGUAGUUUUGAUACUUAUUGUGCAUAUUGCUUAUGCCAAUGUGGUGACUUUUAAAAAUUCGAAAUUAAAUAAAGUUUACAAUGGUCUUCGUGUAGGUGGAAAAAUGGAAGUUUGUGGAGAUGCUACACUUCAUGUCAGCUCUAUCAACGACAGUCGGUGUCCCGCAAACGUAAUGUGUUUUUGGGCUGGACAAGCGAUGGUUCAAUUACUUCUUUCCAAUAAAGUAGAAUCGACUACUAUGGAUAUAAUAGCUGGUGCAAGUGCUCAAGCGACAUUGGGUACCAAUGUGUACACUGUUACUCUUGAUGAUGUCAUCCCAUAUCCCGGAAUGAAUAAAAAUCCAUCGGAAGCUAUCGUUACAGUCACAUGUUCGUAA